AUGGAAAACCAGCAGGAGAAGCCAUUCAGAAAGAAACUACAGAAGGGUAGACUAAUUAGUCUUGAUUCCCCGCCUAUGGUUACAUCAUCAUCUGAGAUGGAAGAAAGUGGCGUCAAGAAGCUGCCUGCUAGAGUUAAGAAGGAUAUAGUCAUGGAUGAAGCUUUUGAUUCUUGGAAUCACCUGAUUGAAAACCCCAAUAAAUGGUGGGGUCACCGCGAAAAUAAUGCCAACGGAUUGGUGAAACCAAGACAUCCUGAUUUCAAAAACAAGGACAGCAAUAUCUCAUUGUGGCUCAAUAAUGCUCCUGACUGGAUUUUGCCAAAACUCGAAGGACUCGAGUUUCCAUUCCCCUGUGGACUUUCCCGGGCCCGCCUUGGUAUGGAGGAGGCGCCUGAGUUCCCUGGCCUUGAUUGUAACCUCCCUGAAACGGUGGAGAUCCCGUCGGGGAUUGGUUGUAACCUCCCUGAAACGGUGGAGGAGGUGGAGGAGCUUGAGUUCCUUGUCCUGGAGGUUCAUAGCUCUGCUGAGGACCAUCGUAGCCACCUCCACCACCUUGCAUUGGCGGUUGCUGACCAUACUGUGGGUUUCUUUGGAAGUUUUGAGGACCGCCUCCUCCUCCUCCUUGACGGUCAAAUCUUGAAUUGA
Thlaspi arvense is the source of this 645-nucleotide messenger RNA. Lineage: Eukaryota; Viridiplantae; Streptophyta; Magnoliopsida; Brassicales; Brassicaceae. The record is from the annotation of a GenBank genome assembly.